CGUUUUUCUCUCCCCUUGUUGCAGCUUCCUUGCCUUCGUGCUUAGAGUGCCUACAAGCAACAAAUCAUGACGAAGAGAACCAAGAAGGCAGGCAUUGUUGGAAAGUAUGGUACCAGGUAUGGUGCUAGUCUUCGGAAGCAGAUUAAGAAGAUGGAAGUUAGUCAACAUAGUAAAUAUUUCUGUGAGUUUUGUGGGAAGUAUGCUGUGAAGAGGAAAGCUGUUGGAAUAUGGGGCUGCAAGGAUUGUGGUAAAGUGAAAGCAGGUGGUGCUUACACGUUGAAUACUGCGAGUGCUGUGACUGUGAGGAGUACCAUUCGUAGGUUGAGGGAACAAACCGAGGGUUGAGCUCUUGGUGCAUGCUAGUUUAUGAGCAAUUAGACGAGAGAGAGAGAUGGCUCAUAUUCAGAGCACUGUGUUUAGUUGUUUGAGAAUCAUCAACUUUUGACUGAGAUUCUAGUCUGAUAAUGCCAUUUUAAAUUAAUUGUUUGGAACCCUGAUUUCGAAAAUCAACGCAGUAUCUUUGUGUGCUUUUAUAUUUUUUCUCAAA
Messenger RNA from Neltuma alba, 547 nucleotides. Its product is annotated as 60S ribosomal protein L37a-1. NCBI's taxonomy places the organism in Eukaryota, Viridiplantae, Streptophyta, Magnoliopsida, Fabales, Fabaceae. Bases 67 to 345 code for a protein of 92 amino acids. Gene Ontology annotation, cellular component: ribosome. The record is from RefSeq and is a predicted model, not a curated record. Gene Ontology annotation, molecular function: structural constituent of ribosome. Gene Ontology annotation, biological process: translation. The transcript is spliced from 5 exons.